AUGAGUGCGGAUAAUAUCUUGGAAUGGUCGAUUUUUCAUGGAAAGUACCCUCGAAACGCCCUGAUUAGAGAGAUCUUCCAACUCAAACAAGAUAUUGCGACUCCGGGACAAGGAGGUUCGAAGGUUGCCCUUGUUGAUGAAGUGGUACGAUACACAGGGCUACACCCUCCUGACGACGAGCGAAUUCCCCAACUUGUUGAUUGUUUUCUACAAAAUAUCCAUACGAAGAAUCCUAUUCUCGAUGUGGAUGUUCUUGUCAAACAUGGUCGCAAGUGUGCAGAGCAUGGUGUGGGUUGGGAUGGCCUCUCAUGCCUCGUUCUUCUUGCAUGCGCGCUUGGCAGCGUAGCAAAACCUUUUGACAUGUCGAUUACACAACAGACGGUCCUGCCACGCGCGAAUCUCGACCUCGCGUCAUCCUCGGCGGGCUCUGUACAUGUGUACGACAAAGAACUGCAACAGGCCGAAUCGUAUUUCGCACUCGCAUGUCGUCGCCUUGGCUCAUUGAAGCACACAAUGCUAGGAGCCCAAUGCCACUUCUUUGCCGGAGUUUACUUGAUGUACACUCUCCAACCAAUUCUAUCGUGGCAAUACUUCUUUCACGCCUCGACUCUCCUACAACUGCACCUCAAGACGACUUACGGUAUCGGAGAAAAUCACCUAGGGAGUCCGACAGUCUCGUCCAGAAGUUUGAGUGCUGCUGACCGAAAAAUAAAAAGACUUGAGCAAAGUCUGUACUGGUCAUGCUUUAAGUCCGAGUGCGAGUUCCGCGUCGAACUGCCAUUUCCACAAUCCGAACUCAGCCUGGGAGACUAUCCCAACCUUUUCCCGUCGCCUCCAUCGCCCAAGUCGGGUGAUAAUUGCAGUCCUUCAGCCUCUGAUACUCUUCACGGAAGCUCAAUUGGCAAUGAAGACAUGACACUAGACUCCGUUGCCUCGCUUUACGCGUCUCCGAACACGAUCAGUGAGGAUCAUGAAUUGAGAAAGCAUGCGAAACACAUACAUAACGAGGAAGAAAGUUGGUAUUACUAUCUCACGGAGAUUGCACUUCGGCGAAUCGGCAACCGCAUUAUCAAUUCUUUCUUCUGCCAGGAUCGUUCAUUCUGGCUGAACAUCAAGCCGUUCCUCCGCAUAGCGCAGGAGUUUGAGGUUCAGGUUUCGUCAUGGUCGGCCAACCUUCCUCCUGCAAUGCAGCAUUUGGAAACCACGUCUGCUAUUCGCGCUCCGCAUCUCAAUUCCCGGAGGGGUUCCACAGGCAAUCAUGUCUCCCGCGAACUCAGCUGGGCGAUCGAUAACCGGUUGCUUGAAAUGCAAACCUGGCUUUAUCAACCCUUUCUCUAUUAUCUAGUACAUGUGGGACUCAGUCCGCCUCCGCCAACUAUGGGAGGCCAUCCAUAUUACAAACCAGCCGCGACUGACCAAUACGUUCGCAAUGAGCACUUCGACAUUCUAUUGAACCCAUAUCCCUUGACUGCGUCUCCGGUGGCUGAUUCCCGUCGUUUCAACUUUGCCAACGUGCGACCUGGUGUGGAAGAGACCACAGCUAUGGACGAUGAAGACUUUAUUCUCCUUCGCUCCAUGGUUGUGUCGGGUAUAGAAUGCAACAUGAAAACUUUGGAUGUCCGUUCGCUCGGUCAUCGCCACCAUGGCUUAUGGUUCGAUCUCCGAAGCAUCAUGUGCGCGUCACUCACUCUUCUGGCUGUUGUAAAGAGUGGGAACGCCGCAUGGAUUCCUGGGGGAGCGGAAGAGCUUUGGGGCCCCAACUCUGGAGCCACGUACAGUAAAGACUUGCCUAUGCCGAUUGGGGGAAAGAUUGCGGACGUACUAAAGCAGUUCAGCUUUUGGGCGGCGGAGGCCCCGGACAUGUUGCGAUAUAGAAUGAUCCUGGAGGAAGUUGUCAGGGAUGUGAGGGGUUCAUAA
This is a messenger RNA of Penicillium cinerascens, 1917 nucleotides long. RefSeq names its product fungal specific transcription factor domain-containing protein. The transcript is spliced from 2 exons. The record is from RefSeq and is a predicted model, not a curated record. Bases 1 to 1917 code for a protein of 638 amino acids. Lineage: Eukaryota; Fungi; Ascomycota; Eurotiomycetes; Eurotiales; Aspergillaceae.